CAAAAGGUUUUCAGGCCCAGGAUGCUGUCUAAAUCGGGCUGAUGGACAAAGAGGCUGUUUGGGCCUCUGAGCCAGUGAUUAAGUUUCGCAAAAGCUACGUGCUGAAUCCGUUAAGAAAAACUUAGGAUGCAAGCUGAACAAGAGACUCCAGAGAGCCUAAAAGAUGAUGGAACAUAUGCAUAUGUAAGAAUCACAAGUAACAGAAUGAUACACAAGUCUGGCAACGAUAUUUCAAACGUAUGCAAGCUCAGCUGAGAAGCAGAAAACCAAUCCAGGACACGCUUUAAGACACAAGUCCUCUCCCUUAGUCUCGCCCACGCUGGGAAGCUGGUGGGGUCGUGUUUGAAUAGCAAAGAUGUGCGAACAAACCAAAUUAGGAAAACUGCAGAGUACCUUAGCCUUUCUAGACGCUACAAGAGCCUUCUCUCCUCCCUGUCCAAAUACUAAGCCUGCCGAGAGUGAGGCCUGGAAGGAGGCCCCGGGGAAGCGGGAGAAGCGGUCUGGGCCAAGGGGAGUUCUAUCUGCGAAGACUCCAGGCUCGGAGCGCUACUCACCUGUCUCCAUGGCGACGGCAGCGGCCAUAACAGGCAAAGACACGGAAUCGCCACCUGCCAACCGAGGAAAAGCCCGGAGGGGCAGGAGAAGUUCCGGAAACCACGGCUCCCUCUUCCGGUCCCGGGGCACCGAGGAAUAUGGAGACGGUGGCUCCGCUCAUCCCCGGCCCGCCCCGGCCAGGCCCGCUCACCCCGCGCUGGCUGCUGAAUGGCGAGGGGGCGGUGCCGGGCUGUGGGAGCGCCUGAGGGGCAGGAGCCCAGGGAGGCAGACUUUUACCCUCAAAAGGAAUGAGUCCCAGAGCCUGGCACAAGGAAGACAAGUGUGCAAAGAGACAGAAUUCAAGGUGGAAGUACCGGAGUAUCUGGGGCCGCUGCUGUUUGUGAAACUGCGCAAACAGUACUUCCUUCAGGUUCUGCAGCUGGAUCUCCGUGCAGGUCCCCGGAGCCUUGUUAACCGCUGGGUGGAGGGCGACGGCGUCCUGAGCCUGCCCGAAGGCACCGGCUGCACUGUGGGCGACGACCCUCGAGGCCUGUUCCAGAAACACCAGGAAGAGGAGCUGGAAAAGAGAAGGAAGCGGUACCAGUGGGGAAACUGGAAGGAUGGGUUAAUUCUGAAUGUGGCUGGGGCAAAACUAUGUGACCUCCCUGUGGAUGAGCAAUUUCUGGAAGACAGGAGUGUUGACUUUGAGGUUUCACUGGCCAAAGGGUGAGAGCAAGGGGAGGCUGGGUGAGGGAGGUGUCCUGGUCUAGUGGAAGCCAAGGGGCUUAUGGGUUGCACUGCACUGGACCGGCCCAAGAUCGGUGCCUGUGGUUGUCAUAUUGGAGUCUCAGAAUGAUGCUCGAACCCUUUGCCCCAUCCUGUGCUGAAGGCUGGCUGACCUCGCUAUCAAAAACUAAAUGUUCUGACGCUGGACCUGGUGGCUCACGCCUAUAAUCCCAGCACUUUGGGAGACUGAGGCAGGCAGAUCACGAGGUCAAGAGAUCAAGAUCAUCCUGGCCAAUAUGGUGAAACCCCAUCUCUACUAAAAAUACAAAAAUUAGCUGGGCAUGGUGGCACACGCCUGUAGUCCCAGCUACUCGGGAGGCUAAGGCGGGAGAAUUGCUUGAACCAAGGAGGUGGAGGUUGCAGUAAGCCAAGAUUGCGCCACUGCACUCCAGCCUGGUGACAGAGCGAGACUCCAUCUCAAAAAUAAAAUAAUGUUCCAACUUG
Symphalangus syndactylus (siamang) is the source of this 1764-nucleotide messenger RNA. RefSeq lists its product as uncharacterized. Gene Ontology annotation, molecular function: oxidoreductase activity, acting on single donors with incorporation of molecular oxygen, incorporation of two atoms of oxygen; metal ion binding. The record is from RefSeq and is a predicted model, not a curated record. Lineage: Eukaryota; Metazoa; Chordata; Mammalia; Primates; Hylobatidae.